Felis catus (domestic cat) is the source of this 4037-nucleotide messenger RNA. It is a transcript of the gene GHSR, whose product is annotated as growth hormone secretagogue receptor. Gene Ontology annotation, molecular function: growth hormone secretagogue receptor activity. Gene Ontology annotation, biological process: hormone-mediated signaling pathway; G protein-coupled receptor signaling pathway. The transcript is spliced from 3 exons. Lineage: Eukaryota; Metazoa; Chordata; Mammalia; Carnivora; Felidae. Gene Ontology annotation, cellular component: plasma membrane. The record is from RefSeq and is a predicted model, not a curated record. Bases 442 to 1542 code for a protein of 366 amino acids.
UUCUUCCCACCAGGUCCAUAACCAACUCUUUACCCCUUUUUGAGGAAAAACUCAGGUCCCGGCCACUGAAGGCAUUCUCCGCGCCACUCCCACCGUCCCCGCCCCCGCCCCGGGUGUGAUCUGUCCUUCUGGACCACUCUAAGCCGACAGCGCCCAAGGCUGGAAAGAGAGCGCCUUUCGCUCCCAUUUCGCAGUGCCGGGUCUCCGAGGCCGCCACCAGCCGGGACGCUUUGGGGAAGUGCGAGAUGCAGAAGGAGCGAGAAGACGCAGGAGAGGCGGGACUGGCGGGGCUUCCCCUGAGAAGGUGAAGCAUCCUCCCCGCCAGCCCGCGCCGCCUCCUCCUUCGCACUCUCCCGCGACCAAAGGGACCCUCUGGGGCCAGCCGGAUCCAGCCUCUCAGGGCAGUCGCAUCCCAGAACCUGUUAAGUGAGAGCCCGCAGCAUGUGGAACGCGACGCCGAGCGAGGAGCCGGGGUACAACCUCACGCUGCCGGACCUGGGCUGGGACGCUCCCCCAGACAACGACUCGUUUGCCGACGAGCUCCUGCCGCUCUUCCCCGCGCCGCUGCUGGCCGGCGUCACCGCCACCUGCGUGGCACUCUUUGUGGUGGGCAUCGCGGGCAACCUGCUCACCAUGCUGGUGGUGUCGCGCUUCCGCGAGCUGCGCACCACCACCAACCUCUACCUGUCCAGUAUGGCCUUCUCCGACCUACUCAUCUUCCUCUGCAUGCCCCUCGACCUCGUCCGCCUGUGGCAGUACCGGCCCUGGAACUUCGGCGACCUGCUCUGCAAACUCUUCCAGUUCGUCAGCGAGAGCUGCACCUAUGCCACGGUGCUCACCAUCACCGCGCUGAGCGUCGAGCGCUACUUCGCCAUCUGCUUCCCGCUGCGGGCCAAGGUGGUAGUCACCAAGGGCCGGGUGAAGCUGGUCAUCCUGGUCAUCUGGGCCGUGGCCUUCUGCAGCGCCGGGCCCAUCUUCGUGCUGGUCGGGGUGGAGCACGAGAACGGCACCGACCCUCGGGACACCAACGAGUGUCGCGCCACCGAGUUCGCGGUGCGCUCCGGACUGCUCACGGUCAUGGUGUGGGUUUCCAGCGUCUUCUUCUUCCUGCCCGUCUUCUGCCUUACCGUGCUUUACAGCCUCAUCGGCAGAAAGCUGUGGCGGAGAAAGCGCGGCGAGGCGGCGGUGGGCGCCUCGCUAAGGGACCAGAACCACAAGCAAACCGUGAAAAUGCUGGCUGUAGUGGUGUUUGCUUUCAUCCUCUGCUGGCUGCCCUUCCACGUAGGGCGAUAUUUAUUUUCCAAAUCCUUCGAGCCCGGCUCCCUGGAGAUCGCUCAGAUCAGCCAGUACUGCAACCUGGUAUCCUUUGUCCUCUUCUACCUCAGCGCUGCCAUCAAUCCCAUCCUGUACAACAUCAUGUCCAAGAAGUACCGGGUGGCAGUGUUCAGACUUCUGGGAUUUGAACCCUUCCCCCAGAGGAAGCUCUCCACUCUGAAGGAUGAAAGUUCUCGAGCUUGGACAGAGUCUAGCAUUAAUACAUGACCGAGCACAUUGCCGAGCAAAGUCAUCGCUUAUUCUAAACCGGAAGCCAUAGCACAGCAGAACUUGGGAAGAAGUUGAAGGUUAACUUUGGAAUUAAGAACACAUAGAGCUGGAAACAAUUGGGAGGAAAGAAAAGAUAGAACUUGCAGCGUUCUAUUCGACUGCACGCUCAUCAGUGCUCUCAUACACUAUUUCUGCGUAUUCACUGUCUAUGAUUUUGCAUUCUGCUGUUGGUGCUAGCAAGGACUUGGCAAUUUGGAGAAAGGAGGGUGUGCAGAGGGGCAAUUAGGGUACUUUGUACUGUGUAAAUACUAAAUCUGAUUUACUUGUUCAUAAUGAUAAAAAAAAUUUGAUCAAGAGAAUGACAUUAAAGUGAAACAUUUAAGACAUAUCUUUUAACUACUAGCAAUUUUCAUAUAGCUCCAGAUCAGUGCUGUCCAAGAUAAAUAUAAUGCAAGGUAUUUAAGUAAUUCAUAUAAAACAUAUUAAUGAGAAUUUGACAUUCUUUUUUUUUUUUGGACAGAGUCUCUCAAAUGUUUACAUUUACAAUGCACCUUAAUUUGGAUGCUAAGUUUUCACCAGUAAGACUGGAUGUAUUUAGGGUUCAUGAAAUUCGCAGAUGAAAAAGUAGAUUCCAUAAAUCUAAGUGGUCCAAACACACCUAAAGGUUUUCCAAUAAAUAAACUUCUGGAAUUUUUAAAAUUUAAAGUGAAUUCAAAUUAAAAAUUCAGUUUUUAAAGUUGCUCAAGCCACCUUUCAGAUGUGGUUAGUGGUUACCAUAUUGGACAGUGCAGCUCAGGAGUAUAUGUGAAAUUAUUGUUAAUCUUAUAAAAAAUGUUUACAAAUAAAACUCAUUCCCUGAAGUGUUUUUUAAUAGUGAACUUAGCAUAGCAGAACGUUGGAGUGAUAAACCUUCAAAAUUACACCUAAAUGCCCUAGUCUUCAUGCUUGGAAGAAAAUGGAUAUGAAAUAGAAGAGGCCUUUUUAAAUUAGGUUGAAGUACACGUGUAUUUAUAUAUUCAGGAAAUGAGACUUUAUAGAAAUUAUAGAAAAUCACAAACCGCCUUAUUUGGCUUAACAAAAAUACUUAAGCCAAUCAUAAGGCUUUGCUUUGUGAAUAAAGGAAUAAUUUAUAACUUACUCUGGAAAGCUUACAGGAAUUUAGUGAACAUAGACAUUUGUCAAGUGGUGAAAAAUUUAGAAUCCCUUAAAUGCUACCGCUUACUGAUAUUCAAAACUUUAAAAAAUCUUAUAGCCAUUUAUUUCCAAAUGCCUAUGCCAUGUCCUGUCUCCAAAUUAGUUUUGCUAUUUCCAUCUCACUGCUUGCCUGAUAGAUAUGUUUACUUGGAUUCCCAGUCUCCCUCUGAUUCAUACUUAUGAAUGAUUAAGCACCUUCAACUAAAUAUUGAGCAUUUUGGUCAUAAAACUAAACUUCUCAUUUGUAUUGACAUUGCUCCCUGCAUAGGCAACUCUUUGCAUAUUUAUGCUAUUCUAAAAAUGAUUUUGUCAUAAUCCUGUAUAAUAUUAAGCCAUAGAAGCAAUUCCUACAUGAAGUUAUUGGUUCAACUAUGGAAGUGCAUGAACCAGUUAGGGAAAUUAUUGCCAUGAUUGAUUUUCUCCCCUACCAAAAGUAAAGAUUAUUAUGCUGAAAUAAUUGACUAUUCAUCUUAGAAAAUGAAAAACAUCAUUACAAUUAGAAUGAUUUCUGGGGAAAAAUAUUUUUGAAAUCCUUCCUGACACUAAAAUUGCACCAGUUUAGUCUAAAUUCAGAACUUUCACAAAUUGAUUAGUCAGCUAAUUCUUGGGAGUACAUCAAUAUUUUAAAAAAUACUCUCAUUCAUUUAAGCCUAUGAGAUGCUAAUUAGGUCAUUCAGCAUUAUUGUCCUAAAUAGGGUCCAGCAAAUCCCAAAGAUGUAAUUCACUUUCCCAAAACCUUAGAGUUUUUGUCUGCAAGUAUAUCCUAUUUGAGAGAAAAUAAGCAAAGAAGGCUUGACUUCUAUCACACAGCUGAUUGCUUUGGAGAAAACCACAUCUAACUUUUAAUUUGUUACCUAUUUAAUGGUCUUUCCUGUCUUGUGAGUUCAGCCUACAGUCUCAGCCUAACUCACUUACAGGGCAUAGUUUACAUAGCAAGGACCACCAAUGCCCUUCACUGGUGUUGAUGAGCAAACUCAAGAGAUGAUGUUUAGAGAAACAGGUCUUUAAUUUGCCCUCUUGUAUCAUUGCCUUUUUUAUUGUUUGUAACAUCGUAUCAUCAUACUUCAUAAAUUGUUUAAGACUCAGGGAAAAGAGGAACUUGCGAUGAGGAAAAUUGUUUCUAAAAGUCUAUCAUGUCACAAACGUUUAGUAUGUGCCUGGUAUAUUCUAAGCUCUACAGAUUCAUAAGCCAAGGAUUUUAUCCUUAAUGAGCUCAUGAUCACUUGUGUCUUGUGUUGCAGUAGAUAACUAAUAAAUGUCUUUAAGUUAUGAAAUAAACAUCUCCAGUUGACCCUGAA